GCGGUCGCGGCGGCUGGGGCAGGGGCUGGGGCCGGCGCGGCCGCCACUGACGGGUAGUCCGGCCGGCGCCUUUAGCAGGCCGAGGAUGCAGCGCUGGAAGGCGGCGGCCCUGGCCUCGGUGCUGUGCAGCUCGGUGCUGUCCCUCUGGAUGUGUCGCGAGGGCCUGCUCCUCAGCCACCACCUUAGACCCGCGCUGGUCCCGCUGCACCGCCUGCCUCGCACCCUGGACGCCCGCAUCGCCCGCCUGGCCCAGUACCGCGCGCUGCUGCAGGGCGCCCCGGACGCGGUGGAGCUGCGCGAGCUGACACCCUGGGCCAGGCGGCCCCCAGGUCCGCGCCGUCGGGCGGGGCCCCGGCGGCGGCGCGCGCGUGCGCGGUCGGGCACGCGGCCGUGCGGGCUGCGCGAGCUCGAGGUGCGCGUGAGCGAGCUGGGCCUGGGCUACGCGUCCGACGAGACGGUGCUAUUUCGCUACUGCGCAGGCGCGUGCGAGGCGGCCGCGCGCGUCCACGACCUGGGGCUGCGGCGCCUGCGCCAGCGGAGGCGGCUGCGGCGGGAGCGGGUGCGCGCGCAGCCGUGCUGCCGCCCGACGGCCUACGAGGACGAGGUGUCCUUCCUGGACGCGCACAGCCGCUACCACACGGUGCACGAGCUGUCGGCGCGCGAGUGCGCCUGCGUGUGACCCUACCUCACGGGGACCGGCGCCACGGAGGCUGCGCUCCGACGGUUCCCGCCGUCCCACUGACUAAGCAUGCGUACAGCAUGCCGUCGAGGCCCCGGGACUCUCGCGACACUGUGUUGAGAUAAAGUGUGGGAAAUCGA
Lemur catta (Ring-tailed lemur) is the source of this 819-nucleotide messenger RNA. RefSeq names its product neurturin (gene NRTN). NCBI's taxonomy places the organism in Eukaryota, Metazoa, Chordata, Mammalia, Primates, Lemuridae. The record is from RefSeq and is a predicted model, not a curated record. Gene Ontology annotation, molecular function: glial cell-derived neurotrophic factor receptor binding; growth factor activity; receptor tyrosine kinase binding. The transcript is spliced from 3 exons. Bases 86 to 679 code for a protein of 197 amino acids.